Eptesicus fuscus (big brown bat) is the source of this 4858-nucleotide messenger RNA. RefSeq names its product phosphofurin acidic cluster sorting protein 2-like. The transcript is spliced from 6 exons. NCBI's taxonomy places the organism in Eukaryota, Metazoa, Chordata, Mammalia, Chiroptera, Vespertilionidae. Gene Ontology annotation, biological process: protein localization to plasma membrane. Bases 172 to 3438 code for a protein of 1088 amino acids. The record is from RefSeq and is a predicted model, not a curated record. Gene Ontology annotation, molecular function: transmembrane transporter binding.
ACUGACAGUUAUCAGGGCUCUGGUUCUCAGAGACCCUGCAGUGAGAGUUGUUCCAGACUCUGUAGACGGUUCAACACUCGUGCCCGACACCUCUGGCCGUUUUCAAGAAGAUCCCGUCAGAGCUCCGCACAGGAGAAUGGACCGGAGCCGACAGAUGGGGUCCUCAACUCCAUGCCCCUGCAGGAGGCACGGAUACCGGAUAUAUCCACAAGUAUGCAGCAUGACCUCAGGGGGAAGAAACCAUCAAGUACCUGUAUGCUGCAAGCAGCUGCAGCUUCCUCAUCACCUGCAGGCCUGGCCCGCUCGCCCACCAUGCUCAACACCCCAGUGCCCAUGAACCUCUUCUCUACCUGGGAGGUGGACUGCUCCAGCCCCAGCUGCGUGCUCAGGUUGUGCAGCCUGACUUUAAAGAAGCUGGUGAUCUUGAAGGAGCUGGAGAAGGAGCUCAUCUCCAUGGUGAUAGCAGUGCAGAUGCAGGGCUCCGAGGGCAUCUUGAGAUCCCACGAAAUUUUGCUGCCCACUAGUGGACAAGUGGAGACUGACCUGGCGCUGACCUUCUCCCUGCAGUAUCCCCACUUCCUCAAGGGAGAAGGCAACAAACUACAGAUCAUGCUGCAACAGAGAAAGUGCAAUAACAACCAGAACAUCCUGGGCUACAAGACACUGGCCACAGGUGCCAUCCACAUGGCUGAGGUAAUGCAGAGACCCCCUGAAGGUGGCCAGGUGCUGAGCCUCAGCAGCAGCAUCCAGGAGUCCUCCAUCAGGGUGGCUGAGAUUUGGAUUUCCUUCCUGUCCAGUCAGCCCAUCAACUACAAGGAUGGCACCAUGCAGGCCAGCCCCAAGGCCAAGUCCACACAUAGCUACACCGAGGGGAAAUCUGAGAGCUUCUCUGAGCUGGAGGCCAGCUACAACGCAACACUCAGGCAGGACCUGGAAGAAGAUGACUUUGACUUGGGGCAGCCCAAGAAGCAGCAGCGAUGCAUGCAACGAAACUUGAAGCAGAAAGUCAUGGUGCUGCUUCCCAGGUCCAACAUGUCAGAAGAGGUCCUAGACUCAGAUCAGGACCCUACAGAGCAUGUCCCCGAGGUGGAGGAGGACCUGGACCUUCUGUAUGACAGCCUUGAGAAUCCCAGCGACAGUGGCCCAGACAUGGAGGAUGAUGGCAUCAUCCUUAGCAACACCAAAACCAAGACCAGACAAUACUUUGAAGGCCUGGCACACUCCAGCUGGCAGAUGGAGAUGAGGAGCAUACACAGUGCCCGGAGGCAGAAGGAGCCUCCUCAGCUUGCCGACAUGCCCGUGAAGGCCCAGGGCCCGGGCAGCAAGCUGUUCAGUGGCAGUGUCUCUGACUUUAUGGCCUACAGCACCCCCGCCACCAAGGUGGACAAGACCUGUAUCUUCUCCCUAUUGAGCCAGCCCGUCAACCACCUGGACAGUGCCAUGCCGGCCAGCACCAAGGCGGAUAACUUCUCUGAAGGAGACUCUGAGAUCAUCUUCUCUGAGCUGGAGGUCAGUUACAAUGCUGCCCACAGGCAUGACCUGGAGAAGGAUGACUUGGACCUGGAGAAGCCGAUAGGAAGAAGGAGGUCCAUGACCAGGCAACAGAACUAUCAGCAGAAAGUCGCAGCAUGGCUGCACAGGUUCCAAAUGACGGAAGAGGUCCUGGACUCAGAGCAGGACCCUGAGGAGCAAGUCCCCGAUGUGGACAAGGACGUGGCUCUUCUGUUUUACAGGCUGGUGAACCCCAGCAAUAGUAGCUCAGAUAUGGAGGAUGAUGACCGUCUCCUAACCCCUCCCAUGCCUGAGCUCAUGACAUACUCUGAAAGCCUGUCAAGUGGCCCAGAUAUGGAGGAGGAUGAUAGAGGCCUUGGCACCCCCAAGUCCAAGCCCAAACCCAGGUCAUACUUUGAAAGCCUGUCAAGUGACAGUGGCUCUGACUGGGUGGCCCACAGCAUGCCCAACCCUGGGGAGCAGCCGGCACAGCCUGAGGACAGCCCGGAGGCAGAGACUUCUGCCCACGACAUGCUCACUAAGAAGCUGCCACCCAGCAGGCGCACCACCAAGACCGAGUCUCUGGUCCUCCCCUCCAGCAGCUCCAAGGGGAAGCAGCCCGCCUGCCGGGGCUGGAGCAGGUCCCUGAAUAAGUCAUCCAACAGCCUGAUCAAGGAGCGCUGCCCAGUCCCACAGAGCCACUUGCAGAUCCCCAGGAAGACUGUGUACGAUCAACUGAACCACAUCCUCAUCUCCAGUGACUGUCUGCCCGAGAACAUCAUCCUCAUCAGCACCUCUGACAGGCAGGGGCAGUUCCUGUCAGACGUCCUGCAGCAGCACAUGCUGCCCGUAGUGUGCACCUGCUCCAUGGUGGAUGUCCAGGAGGCCUUCAGCUCCAUCAUCUCCUGGAUACAAAGAUACUGCAACUGCAAUACUGAGGCCCCGAUGCCAGUGAAGAUCGCCGUGGCGGGGGCUCAGCACUACUUCAGCACCGUGCUGCGGGUCUUUGUGGAGCAGCUGUCCCACAAGAACCCUGACUGGCUGGGCUACAUGCGCUUCCUGGUCAUCCCACUGGGUUCCCACCCUGUGGCCAGCUACCUGGGCUCUGUGGAUUACCGCUACAACCACCUCUUCCAGGACCUGGCCUGGCAGGACAUGUUCAACAAUGUGGAGGCCCAGAGUUCUGUGCAGAACAUUGUGUCGAGAAUCACAGAGUACAUCACAGGGGCCAGCUGUGUCCACCAGCUGCCCAUUGCAGAGGCCAUGCUCAUCUCUAAGCCGAAGAGCCCAGGCAAGUUGUCCUCGCAGAAGUUCAUUCCCUUUGUGGGGGCAGUGAAAGUUGGAAUAGUGGAACCAAUUUCAGCCACGUCAGGAGACACAGAUGAUGCGGUCCCCUCAUGCUCCAACAUGCUUUUGUCCACCACCAGGGAGGCCUCACACAACCCAACCUUCUCCUCAUCAGUGAGUGGAGGCCUACCUUCCUCCAUCCAGGGUGCCAGUGCUGAGCUGAUGGAGCUACAGGUGGAUUAUUGGAUGGCAGUCCAGCCCACAAAUAGGAAGAGAAAUGGGGAGAAGGAAGACCUGCCUACCACCAAAAAUACACUCCAGAGCACCUUCCGGUCUCUCCAGGUCAGCAGGCUGCCCAGCAGUGGCGAGGAUGCAGGCACGCCCACAAUGUCCAUGAUUGUGGUCACCAAGGAGAAGAAAAAGAAGGUGAUGUUUUUGCCCAAGAAAGACAAGGGCAAGGACUUGGUGUCCAAAAGCCAGUGCAUCCAGGGCAUUGGCCGCUUGGUCUGCUCAGCUAAGAACCAGGAGAACAGGCAGCGGGUCCUCAUUGAUGGCGUGGAGUGGAACGACGUGACGUUCUUCCAGCUGGCAGCCCAGUGGUCCUCCCACGUCAAGCACUUCCCCAUCUGCAUCUUCGGACACUCCAAUUCCACCUUCUAGCCCUGCCCCUCCCCCUGCCCUUCACCCUGCCUGGGCCAAGCCCAGAAGGGCCCAGCUGCUUUUCUGUGAACAGUUCAGUUUACUACAGACACAGACCCUGAAAACACAGAGAAACUGUUUUAAGUUAGAAUGUGCUCACAGCCUGGAACCUAAGGGGGUUGCCUUCACUGGGACCUACAAAUGCUCUGUUUAAUAACCAGAACACUCCGGCAGGUGAGAGGUCAGGUGGGCACUGUUGAACUGGAGCAUCAUGGAAGGUGUGUUUUAGCCUCAGGAUCCCCUACACUUUCAGUGAGAAUGGUUCUGGCCUUGGAGACCUGCCCUUCCUGGAAACCAGGGCUCUGCUUCACCCUGGGAGCUGGCUCCAGCCUGUGCCCAGACUCAGUGCUGGGCCGCCAGAGGCAAAGGGCUGGCCUCCCAUUGGGGCAUCCGGAGCACAACAUGGAGGCCGGCCAGCCCAGCCUUGGACCCCAGCUGCCAACCAGCCAAGUGGCCCCAGCACCAUCCACUUAUGGUUCCCAAUGAGCUCCCGCCUCACAGGACAAGACAACAAAAAGGAGCUGCAUGGUGCAGACCCACAGGCACACGGGCUGGACAAACCAGUGCCCUCCUUCCUGGACAGCCACCCACCUUCGUCCCUACCUCUUCAUGUUAUCACAGAACAUUUGCUGCCACGCAGCAGGUGUUGGACCAGCUAUUGACAAGAGGAAGGUGAACCUCUGUUCCAGCAGAAAACGGUCAUCUCCUGCAUCCUGGGCAUCUGGCUGGAUCAGUAUCCUCAGGAUUUUAAUCCGCUGCCAGAAUUUCCAAGCCUGAUGAUGCUGUUGGCCUCCAUAGAGCCAACUUUCCAGUCCUCGACCUGCCAAACCAGGCUCAGUGCCUCCAGUCAUGAUGGGAGCACAUGAGCCCACUGAGGCCUAGAAAGGAGGAGGAGGCCUCCGGGGGUGGUGUGGGUGAGUGUGCCUUUGGAAGGCACACAAAAGGCAGUGAGGGUGGUAACAUGUCCUCUUCUUGGAUCUGCAGAACCAGCUCCAGGGCAACAUCUGGAAAACCCUUCAGAGGCAACGCCACCCUAGUGACCUUUCCAGAGCCAGAGCCGGAUCCAGGCCCAGCUUUCACUGAACUUCAAGAGGCAGAAGAACCACCUGCAGCAUUUCAGCAACUCACCCAGUUCCUGUGAGGCCUGUGGUGCCAGAUCCCAGGCCACAGCACGUGUCAGCUGCCAUGGCAGAGAGAGCACCCCCCACCCCCAUUUAGAUGCAUUGUUAAAUGUUUUUUGUUCAUGUUACAUAUAUUUAUAAUUUUACUGUAUUUUUAUGAUAUUUAGUAACAUAGAGUAUAUUGUAGAAAACAUUUAAUGAAAUACUCACAAAUAUAACCUUAAUUUAGAUUCUAUAAAAUUUAACCCUAUUAACCCUCA